Gadus macrocephalus (Pacific cod) is the source of this 3488-nucleotide messenger RNA. RefSeq names its product opioid receptor, mu 1 (gene oprm1). Gene Ontology annotation, molecular function: G-protein alpha-subunit binding; beta-endorphin receptor activity; neuropeptide binding. Lineage: Eukaryota; Metazoa; Chordata; Actinopteri; Gadiformes; Gadidae. Gene Ontology annotation, biological process: sensory perception of pain; G protein-coupled opioid receptor signaling pathway; neuropeptide signaling pathway. The record is from RefSeq and is a predicted model, not a curated record. Bases 572 to 1912 code for a protein of 446 amino acids. Gene Ontology annotation, cellular component: membrane; neuron projection. The transcript is spliced from 5 exons.
AAUGUCUGCUUGUAUUGAUUAUGGACAUGGGACGGAAGGUGAACACGCAUGACAUUCGUUUACCAUUAAUAUCAGGUCUACAUUUACUUCACUGUCCAAAAGUGGAUUACAAAUUAGGUUGAAAAAACAACAACCCAUUCAAUAAAUAUUAGAGCCCUCAGCCGCGGUUCGUUAAGGGUGCGUCAGGUAAUGUCAAUCCGUGGAGAUGGAAAAGGGGAAAGGGAUAGGGAAGGAAGGGAGGCAGGAAGGACGGAAGGAAGGAAGGAGGAGAGGAAGGAAAUAACUCUCCGGUGUCGCCUGUCUCCCGUCAGCUCGCGCUACUGUGCGGAAGGCUGGUCGCGAGCCUCCGUCUCCAGCAGCGUAGCGCACGCCGAGUGCUGCUCGACAGAGAGAGUGCGCGUGCACCAUCCGCUUGUCACUACGCUCAAGCGCACGAGACAUUUCUGUGCGCGUUUUUAGGCGACGACUACGGGAGUUUAAAGGAUUGCCGCGCGGUGAACGGCAGCUGUUUUGUUUGACUCCAUAUAUAUAUUUCCCCACGCGCGUUUGACCGUUCCGCGGUACACGGGCCAUGGAGAACACAGUCAGAAACAGUUCUGAUUUUGUUUACCUGAGUCGGUUCUCCGGUCCCGCCAUGCUGUUCAACAGCACGAUGUGUCGGAACCAGACGGACGGUAACAACACCUCGCGGUGUGAGCCGGACCGCGCAGCGACCGGCAACUUCGACGGCGGCGACACAACUCCGGUGAUCAUCGCGAUUGUCAUCACCGCGCUCUACUCCAUCGUGUGUGUUGUCGGGCUGGUGGGCAACGUGUUGGUCAUGUAUGUCAUCAUUAGAUACACCAAGAUGAAGACGGCCACCAACAUCUACAUCUUUAACCUUGCGCUGGCGGACGCGCUGGCCACGAGCACGCUGCCCUUCCAGAGCGUAAACUACCUGAUGGGCACCUGGCCCUUUGGCGACGUGGUCUGCAAGAUGGUGCUGUCCAUCGACUACUACAACAUGUUCACCUCCAUCUUCACGCUCACCACCAUGAGCAUCGACCGCUACAUCGCCGUGUGCCACCCCGUCAAGGCGCUGGACUUCAGGACGCCGCAGAACGCCAAGAUCGUCAACAUCUGCAACUGGAUCCUCUCCUCGGCCAUCGGCCUGCCCGUCAUGUUCAUGGCCUCCACCAUCCUGACCCAGCCCCAUUCCGACAUUGUCGACUGCACCCUGGUGUGCCCCCACCCCUCCUGGUACUGGGAGAUCCUGCUGAAGAUCUGUGUCUUCAUCUUCGCCUUCAUCAUGCCCGUCCUCAUCAUCACUGUGUGCUACGGCCUGAUGAUCCUGCGGCUGAAGAGCGUGCGCAUGCUGUCUGGCUCCAAGGAGAAAGAUCGGAACCUGCGUCGGAUCACGCGCAUGGUCCUGGUGGUGGUGGCCGUCUUCAUCAUCUGCUGGACGCCCAUCCACAUCUUCGUCAUCAUCAAGGCCCUGGUGAACAUCCCCGACUCCCUGCUGCAGACGGUCACAUGGCACUUCUGCAUCGCCCUGGGCUACACCAACAGCAGUCUGAACCCCGUGCUCUACGCCUUCCUGGACGAGAACUUCAAGAGGUGCUUCCGUGAGUUCUGUACCCCGAGCCCGUCCGUGCUGGAGCUCCAGAACUCCUCCCGCAUCGGCACGGCCCACCGCCACCUCCAGCAGGGGGACAACAACAGCGCCAACACCGGGGAGAGGACCAAUCAACAGGUGGAGAACGGGCCGACCCUCACGCUCUCUGUCUCUGUCGCUCUCUGUCUGUCUCGCUGUUUCUGCCUAUCUCUCUUUCUCUCUGUCUAUCUCUCUCUGCCCGUCUGUCUGUAUCUCUCUCUGUCUGUCUCUCCUUCUCUCUCUGCCUGUCUCUCCUUCUCUCUCUGUUUCUGUGUCUGACUCUCUCUGUCUGUCCGUCUCUCUCUCUGUCUCUCUGUCCCUGUCUCUCCCUCUCUAUCUCUCUCUCUUUAUCUCUCUCUCUGUCUCUUCCAUUCUCUCUGUCUGUCUCUCUGUCCCUGUCUCUCUCUCUCUUCCUUCCUCUCUGUCUCUCUCUCACUCUCCACCCUUCUCCUGCCCUCUUGCUCCAUCGCUCGCUCUUUCUCUCUCUCUCUCUCUCUCCUCUCCUUUGUAACUUCAUUUGCAUAUAUUCAUCUAGAUAAGAUGUACCAGAAAUGCGAUGCAAUUCUCUAAAUAAUCUCGUUGAUAGCCAUCUUGGGUAUCUUUUAAAAAAAACACACAUAUCCUCCCAGAGGGGGAACAGAGCUCAGAACAACUCCAUCACACUAGGUCGCCCGCACAUUGAAGUACAGCAGUUUACGCCUCUCUCCAGAGAACAUGUACCUCUCCCCAACUAACCCCUCUGUCCUCUCUGGGCAUCCUGGUCCAGGUAUGACUAGCCUUGGAGGGGUCGUCAGUGGAUUCACGCGGCUGUGGCGGCGUUGCCCACGACGACCUCACCUCAGAGGUCACACAGGUCACCAUGGGGCUUUGACCGACCAACGGCGGAGGCCGUUGGUCGGUCCAUGUGACCGCAGGGGCCGACAGCAGGGACCGGUAUGGCGCGUUGUCGUGAAAACCGGUGGCCAAGCGGCUUCCAUUACCAGAGGGAACGUGACACCAGACGACAUGACAGACGACUUCAAGGGCCGCUACUGCAUGGCGACCCCCCCCCCCCCCCCCCACACACACACCCCUAACUCCUUUUAUGGCUGUCCACGUAGCCGCAAUUACUCUAAAGUCUUAAUACGGUUCAAUUGACUCUUGAAAUAGCUUGAGCCAAGCUUUUUUUUUCUCUCUCUGUCUCUCUGUCUCUCUGUCUCUCUCUGUCUCUCUCUGUCUCUCUCUCUGUCUCUCUCUCUCUCUCUCUCUCUCUCUCUCUCUCUCUCUCUCUCUCUCUCUCUCUCUCUCUCUCUCUCUCUCUCUCUCUCUCUCUCUCUAUCUCUCUCUCCCUCUUGCUCUCUCUUCGUUUCCUCUCUUUCACCCUCCCUCCCUCCGUCUCUAUUUUAUGAUGUUCGACGCAGACAUCAACAUGUCAAUAUGAUGCUGGCUAUGCCUCCUAAGAGACCUGCCGUUCUGAUGUUGUAGAACUGUGGUGCAAGCACAGUGCAAACACGCGCUUGCCGUCCAAGAGUAAUUGCAAGCUGUGAACGGAGCCAGGAAAUGAAAGAAAAAUGUAUUGCUGUUGAAAGAGGGUUGUUUAGGGGUGAACACAUUUCUAUGUCCCCGGGGGGGACUUGAAAGGCCUUUGACAUGAUGAUGUGCUCUCUGCCUCUCUGCUGUAAUGAGGGAGCCAGAACUCGAAGCAGCGCUGCAUUCUGCUCACAUUUUCCGCCCUGAUGCUCCAGACGUGACCAGAACCACCCAACGCUUUCUGUUCAACAGAGGCCGUUGAAUCAGUAAAAAAAAACGCCUACUAGUUAUUCAUCACACCUUUUGCUCCUCUUCUUCUCACGUGGCUUCUCCUGAAAUAGUUCAU